AUGGAACAAAACACUGGAAAAAGGAUUGUUUUAACCUCAGAUUUCUUGUUAAAAAGCUAUGUUGAAGUGCAAAGAGCUCCUGCAGGACUUUGGAAUGAGAUGAAAGAGCAGCCAUACAACUCACUCAUAUCAUCAUACUACGUAAAGCCAGUCAAUUUUGAGCAAAAUCCAUACGCCCUUCCUCAGCAAGCCUACACCAAGAAUACCAACUUCUAAAAAGGAGGGUAUAAAAGACCAAACAGAGAUUAAAAUGAAGAAACCAAAAAUGAUGCCUCUGGAUUCACUAGAAACUUCUAACCAAAGGUUGAAAAGCCUAAAGUAGCAGAGAUCGAAGAAAUAUAGAGGAACGUUUAGACUCAGCCUGAUGAGCCUGCAGAAUAAGACGAGGACUUUGAGGUUGUUAAAGAGAAAGCCAAAAAGGAAAAAUCUUAUAAAUCAAAGAAUUAUGAUAAGAACUAAAACUUUGCUAAGUCAGGUCAGAAGAACCUUUAACCAGGCCAAGAAAAGCCAAAGAAACAAGCAAAUAAGCCUUAAGAGUAGUAGGAAUUAGCUAAAUAGGAAAAGCCUAAAGAGCAAAAACAAAUAUUUGAUGUGAUUCCUAAUUAAGAUUAUGCCAAUUUCUCAUUUGGUGGAGAAGCUCCCUUAAGCUAAAGAGGGAACAUCAAGACAUAACAAGCAGCCCCAGUUGAGAAAUUGAUUAAAGAAGAUAAAUAGAUUAAAGAAGAAAAGGUUUAAGAGCAAAAAGUUGAAGAGAUCAAAGAAGUAGUGAAGGAGACAUAAAAAGAAAUUUAACCAACUCAAGAGAAAAAACCAAAAGAAGAGGUCAAGAAGACUGAGCCUCAAUAGCAAGCACCUAAGGAAAAGUAGGCUGAGAAAAAGGCUGAAUCAGCCCCUAAGAAGUAAGAAGAAAAGAAGCAAUAAGUAGCAGCUCCUAUUGAACAACAACUAUCUAAAAAGCAACAAAAGAAAUAAGCUCAGCAAUAGCAGUAGCAGAAAAUAUAACAACAAGCCGAACCAGACUUCAAAAUAGAAUAUUCCCUUCCCAAGGAAGAGGUUAAGAAGCAAGAAAUCUAGGCUAUGUCUUUGGACUAAAUCAUGCAAUAGCAAUAGAAAGAUGCCAAAAAGAAGGCUACUCAAGAGAAGAAAUUGAAAGACUCUCAACCUAAAGAUCCCCUAUCUUUUGACUAUAUCAAGCCCAGGGAUGAAGAUAUCUUUAAGAACCCUCCAAAGAAGCAAGUUAAAACUGUUGCCAAGCCUGCUAAGUCAUCUAUUUACUAGAACUUAGACGAUAUAAUGAAGGAGCAAUUAAGAAGAUGA
Stylonychia lemnae is the source of this 1317-nucleotide messenger RNA. NCBI's taxonomy places the organism in Eukaryota, Ciliophora, Spirotrichea, Sporadotrichida, Oxytrichidae. The record is from the annotation of a GenBank genome assembly.